Molecule: messenger RNA, 1629 nt
Organism: Exophiala dermatitidis NIH/UT8656
Lineage: Eukaryota; Fungi; Ascomycota; Eurotiomycetes; Chaetothyriales; Herpotrichiellaceae
Product: origin recognition complex subunit 5
Exons: 3
Coding region: 1-1629 (542 amino acids)
Biological process (GO): DNA replication initiation; DNA replication
Cellular component (GO): nucleus; nuclear origin of replication recognition complex
Molecular function (GO): DNA replication origin binding
Source: RefSeq, a predicted model, not a curated record
AUGCCGGUAUUGCUUCCCCGCGAGCUGGUGCAGUCAAUCUCGCAGCAUUGUCCAUGUCGGGAGGCGCAAAUCCUACAAUUGGCGACGUACUUCAAUGGCGUUUUUCCUAGCCCCGCGGUCUUGGUGGCCUAUGGCCUCGAAAACAGCAACAAGACAAACGUUAUAACCAGUGUCUUGGAAAAGAGGGAAUACCAAUAUGCCGUCAUACGAAGUCGAGAAUGUCUGUCGCCGAGACACCUCCUUUCCAAGAUCUUUGCAGAAGUGAUCGAAGCUUUUGGACUUGAGUCACAACUCGGGCGGUAUGUAAGGGUGGACAGUCUCAAUGCCUUGCUUGAGAAUAUGAGAAAAAUCUCCCGGGACACCUGCGGCAGGAGGUUCGUGGUGGUGAUAGAAGACAUCGACCGGCUGAAACAGGCUGGCACCAUGUUACUGCCCGCUCUUGCGCGUUUGGGAGACCAGAUUCCUGGGUUUUCGGUCAUAAUGACAUCCAGUUCUCCGCGACCUCUGAUAUUACACAGAACGGGAAUUCCAUAUGUCCAUUUUCCUCCCUACACGCGCAAUGAGGCGGUCAAUAUCGUCACGUCUGAGGGUCUGCCUCCUCUGCCCAAUGACACAGUCGAAAUAGACAAAGACGCCCUCACCACAAUAUAUGCCCAAUUCGCCGUGACGGUGUACGACUCGCUCAUCUCCCCAACAUCAUCCACCUCAAUUCAAAGGUUUCGCACGACUUGCCACAAGCUCUGGCCGAGGUUUAUCUUGCCUUUGACCUCAGGUCAAGAGCCUCCUGCCGCUGGUCGCGGGGGUUCAUGGGACUUUGCAAAGUUGAUCGUGCAAAAUCGUGCAUUGUUUCAAUCCGAGGGCGAGAAGGCGUUGCAUCACACUCUCCCUCUGUCUGCUCUGCGGCGGGAGACACUGUCGGAUACAAAGUCACUACUAUCACACCAGGAUGCACCGAGCACUCCAUCGAAGAAGACCUUGCUUUCUAAUGAUGGCCGAGACAUGACGACAGUAUCAAUGCGGCCACCUCUACUGAAACAUUUCUCGACACUAGUCUUGAUAUCUUCCUAUCUUGCCAGUUAUACGCCUCCCAAGCACGACAUUCUUCUGUUUUCUCGUCUAAGCUCUAGCUCGGUGACAGUGAGCAGAAAGAUACGAAGACUGAAGGGAACGCCAACGAGAAGGAAAAGUGCGUCGGCGUCGACCCCGACCGGCACGCCGUCGAAAAAGGAUGCCGCCGAGACCAAGUCGCCCCGCAGGUCUCGAACGAAAUCGCUGUUGGCGGCCAGCGCGGGUCUUGGUGUUUCCCGACCGUUCACACUCGAACGCCUCGUCGCCAUUCUACGAGCGGUCCAUCCGCAUGGCAUCCCUAACCGUCCUGGCAAGGGUGUUUGUGAUCGUGUCUACCGGGAACUGGGGGAGCUGGAGAGAUUGAGGCUUGUGGUCCGUGCCUCCGGGGCGGGUUUUGGAGGAGCUGCGGACGCCCUGGGUGGUGCUGGUACAUCAACUGGAGGUGCUGACGAUCCCAGUGAAGAGAGAUGGCGGAUAAACGUCAGUAGGGACUGGGUGGUUGAUAUGGGUAAGGUUUGGGGGAUGAGCAUCUGUGAAUAUGAGGUUGAUCAUGAAUUAUGA